Messenger RNA from Humulus lupulus (European hop), 1498 nucleotides. RefSeq names its product nuclear transcription factor Y subunit B-10-like. The coding region runs from base 194 to 685 and encodes 163 amino acids. The transcript has 6 exons. NCBI's taxonomy places the organism in Eukaryota, Viridiplantae, Streptophyta, Magnoliopsida, Rosales, Cannabaceae. Gene Ontology annotation, cellular component: nucleus; CCAAT-binding factor complex. Gene Ontology annotation, biological process: regulation of transcription by RNA polymerase II. Gene Ontology annotation, molecular function: protein heterodimerization activity; DNA-binding transcription activator activity, RNA polymerase II-specific; RNA polymerase II cis-regulatory region sequence-specific DNA binding. The record is from RefSeq and is a predicted model, not a curated record.
UUGUUUAUAAAAAAAGAAAAAAGAAAAAACGAACGGUGUUGAUAAAGCUCUCUCUCUAAUCUCAGUCGUCUCCUACCUCCUUCCUUCUCCAGCGUCCGAUCUUCCUCCAUUCUCACCCGAUCUAAAGCCUCUCCCUCUCUCGCGCCCAAUUUUACAAAUCCCAACUACUCUACUGGGUUUCGGGUUUGCAGCGAUGGCUGAAGCUCCGGCGAGUCCAGGUGGAGGAAGUCACGAGAGCGGCGGCGAUCAGAGCCCGCGGUCUAAUGUUCGUGAGCAGGAUCGGUAUCUUCCGAUAGCUAAUAUUAGUCGGAUCAUGAAGAAGGCUCUUCCUGCUAAUGGAAAAAUCGCUAAGGAUGCCAAGGAGACUGUACAGGAGUGCGUCUCUGAGUUCAUCAGCUUCAUCACAAGCGAGGCUAGUGAUAAAUGCCAGAGAGAAAAGAGGAAGACAAUUAAUGGGGAUGACUUGCUUUGGGCUAUGGCUACUUUAGGGUUUGAAGACUAUAUUGAUCCACUAAAGAUUUAUUUGACUAGAUACAGAGAGGUAAAGAAUAUGGCCUCACAUGUUUAUUAUUAUCAUUAUUAUGAACUUUUUUUUUGGGUGAUGUUGAUCUUUUUGGUUAUGAAAGCUGAAAUCUUUUUAUGUUUUUACCUUCAAUUUCUAAGCUUUAGCAUUUAUGAUAUGUAGUUAUGUAAUUUAAUUUGGAUAUAGGCUUUUCUUUACAAUCUUAAGCUAACAAGCUCAUUUAUUCUUCUUCUUUUUAUUAUCAUGAAUUUUUUUGGGUGAUUUUGAUUUUUUUUGUUUAAGAAAGCUGAGAUCUUUUUAUACUUUCUUCUUCAAUUUCUAAGCUUUAUGAUAUGCAGUUAUGGAGUUUAAUUUGGAUAUGAGGAUUUCUUUACAAGCUUAAACUAACAAGCUCAUUUUCUCCCUUUUUGUUUUCUUUGGUUGCUUUUGGGUGUCACAUGUGGGAUGUUGCAGAUGGAGGGUGACACCAAGGGUUCUGCAAAAGGUGGAGAUUCAUCCACGUCCACUAAGAAAGAUAUUCACCCUAGUCCAAAUGCUCAGAUUGCACAUCAAGGCUCUUUCUUGCAAGGUGUUAAUUAUGCAAAUUCUCAAUCACAGGCUCAACAUAUGAUGGUUCCUAUGCAAGGCUCGGAGUAGGUAAUAGAUAUCGAUUCUUCUUCAAUUCAUGCCAUAAUUCAAUUCAGUUUUCCAUUGAAGAAGAUAUUGGUCCGUGCCCCACCAACAAAUUUCAUAGUAAGCUAUUUGUCUAAUGUGAACACACUGACAUCUUGGGUUGGUUCUGAUUCCCAUGUCUAAUUAUAUUGUGGUAAUGCUUGUAUAUUUAGGAGAUCAUUUGGUUGGGUAGAUUUUACUAUUAAAAGAUUGUGCUGUGUAAAUCUUAGCCCUAUCUAGUAAUUUGCCAUCUUAUCUGUACAACUGUUUAUUUCUAGGACUAUUGAUAUACUGGUUUGGAAAAAUUCAUGCUAUAUUUUCAUA